Molecule: messenger RNA, 2938 nt
Organism: Mercenaria mercenaria
Lineage: Eukaryota; Metazoa; Mollusca; Bivalvia; Venerida; Veneridae
Exons: 3
Coding region: 589-1020 (143 amino acids)
Source: RefSeq, a predicted model, not a curated record
UAUUCCACUGACACGACUAAAUAUUUCACAGAAUAUUAUCCAGUAAAAAUAAGUCUGCCUUAAGUGGAUUUUGAAUUAGAGGAACUCAGAAUUUAUGACAAGAACUAACGUGAAGGAAAAGAUCUGUUGUAGCGAUAUUCUUCCUUUUUGUUUGGGAAAUAAUGCAAUAUAAUAAAUAUAUAAAAAGCUUAUUCUAAUACUUUUUAACGCAAAACUAAUUGUAUUCUGUUUUAAAUUCUAAAAUUAACAGAAAUAUGUGAACACCCAACUUGGAACUAUUGAAAUUAUGUAAAGUUGUAAAAUCAAUAAGGAUUAUUGGUAAUUUAUUUAUGGAAAAACAAGUGUAAGCCUGAACGUUUUUUUUUCAUAUAAAUAGCAACGAUAAUAAGCUCAUUAACUUUUUAUUAAAAUGAUGAGUUCUACCAAAUAGAAGUUCAGCUAGUUCGAUUGAAAUGUUAAGUACUGAACAUUUAACAGAUGGCAUGUUACAAGUAUGAUAAUUACAACAGAUGUUUAUAGCAUGUCAACGUAUCGACCGAGAUAGAUUUACGGGACAAGAAAUUACAAACAGGAUCAAAGUGAAUUGAAAUGAACAUCAAAAUUGACUGGUUACUGGGUUUCUUGGUCUGUUUGAAUAUUUCUACAAGAGGAAAAUGUUUACAGUGCUGGAAGUGCAUUUCUGACGACUGUGAGACAGACCCAGAACUGAAUAUCAGAGCUGUUAAAGUCAACUGUAAAGAUGGAGAACAGUGUAUGAAGGUUCGUUACAAAAUGUUUGACAACGUAACACAUUAUGACACUGUCGUACGAACAUGUACAAACAGCCUGUGUACUACUCCAUCAGUUGAUGAGUUCUUUAAAUGUGUGGCGACACCAAAGCUGUACAUGAUUGGAGGAUGUUCACUGCGCUCUUGUUGUAACGAUCGUGAUCUGUGCAAUUCAGCAAGUAAUGAAUAUGUAACUUCACUAAUUUUUGCGCUUUGGAUUUUGAUUGUCACUCUAAAUAUACAGUGUAUAUGACUACACAAUAUGCAAAUGAAUCGUCGAAUGAUGUGAUACAGUUCUGCAUUGUUUGUAUUUGGAGUUUUAGGUUUAGGUCGUUUUAGCUCAAUAUUUUGAAAAUCCAUUUUAAAACCAGCGCGACAAAAUGAUACAAUUCAGUAAAAGCCAUUGCAAAAUAUCAUCCGUCCACCACAGUUAAAUCAAUACUUAUUGAAAAAUGUUAGAAAUUCUCAUAUAAGUACAGUUGACAAAAUUUGUUACCAAAAGAGUCCUCAUUUCAAUGAUGUCCAGUGCCUCUAACGGCACUUCAGUUGCGUGUAGGGCAGUCGAAUUGGCUAUGUAGUGUAAUGCAAGACUUGGAAAUCAGGGCUCGUUACAAUAUUAUUAAUAUUAAAAGAAGAGUCCCGUGUAUAACUGCCAAACAUCUGCCAAGCUAAAAAUUCAUGGAGGCUCUAUACAUUAGACACUGUUUUUUCGACUUAAUCCACUAUCAUUGUUUGAGAAAUCACUCAUAUUGGUAACAUGUACCUGGCAAUUAUAGGUACAUUUAAAUUCAUGUAACGUGCCACGUGUAACGUUCUUUCUUUCAUUUGCUGUAUUUAAAGCAUUUGUUAGAGAGUGCUGAGAAAUCAAAAAAAUGUAAUUUUAGGAUCACUUUGGAAGUUACUGUAUUUCAUGAGGAUUUCAUUAGUGGGUUGAUCAGGCCAAUUUUCAAGUUUUAAGCGAACCAACCUCAAGAAUGCUCCAAUACUACUUCGUUAUUGCCACUUUUAAGUUUCACAAAUACAGACAUUCAAGUUACUUCCAUUAAAAAUUUAACUAGUGAAUUGUACUGCUGUUGCUGUCUGUUAAGUUAGGUUAACACAAACCCUGUCUUGCCACAAAACUAACGCAUCAAAGAGCCAUUUAUCAAAUUAAUGAAUUAGAGUCCCAUGAGACUCAGUUUUGGUCAGUUUCAAUUUCGUAAGCACUUACUGAAAUAGAUUGUGGUUGUAUUGAAAUUAGAUCAGGCUGAAAUCAGAAAAUUAUUCGUUUAGAAGAAAGAUGUUGAUUUAACAAGAUUUAUCCAUUUCUUUUAAUGCUAUCAUUUUGUUUUAGUUUGCUGCUAAAAUGCGUGCCUUGUUUUUGAGUGUCAUUUUAAUUCGUCUAGAAUUUGUAGCUAUAGUUGUGUUUGUCUAGAUAAGUUUUGGACAGUGGCUGAAGUUCAUCAAAAUACCCAACCAGUCUUGCAUCAAAAAACUAAUAAAAUGCGUCCAUGUAAGUAAUAUGUCAAAAUGUUAAAUAAAAUUUAAAAAGAAACUUUGGAAGUAGUGGUCAUAUUGAUUACAAUCUAAAGUUUUGGUUAAAUAACUUCAAGGUAAUAAUUCUAGAAAACGUUCACAAGGAAUUAAAUUCUUUACAAAGCUGUGUUGAUACUACUAUUCAUAGAACGCUUAGUUGUUUAUAUACAAGAGUUGCAGGUACAAUCUAUAGAUUAUCUCUCUUGUAAAAUAUAUCGAGGAGUGUUUUUGUUUGAUAACGCCACACGACACAAUUAUGUCAUAUUGCGACAUUCCAGCAUUUCAUGAAGGAAAACCCUAGGUGCUCAUUCGAGCAUUAUUUCAAUAGGGCUAGCGCCUAGGUAGAACCACCAACCUUCAAUCAGACAGCUGGUAGGCUCCCUCUCAUGGCAAAUUCUAAGCGAGGUUUGACCUAGUCAUAGCUUCUGUUCCGUCUAAACAGCUGAUCGCAUGUAUUGACAUGCUGCCGUUUGACUGAGGCCCGAUAGGGGUAGCCGAAUUCAGAGCUCUAUGUAUAGAUCUAGGUUUGACCCACAUCGGUGAGGGACAAGUGAUUUUAAGUCGGCAAAACCUUAAGCACUCGGUCACGUAGGCCCCUAUCAAGAAAUAUAGUUGAAGACUAACUGUGAAUACUAAGUCACCACUGAUAAAAAAAU